CAUCGCACAGCAUACAUUCACCAUUCUCAUCACUACCUCCUCACCACCACCACGCGCAACACCAUUACGCACACGCAAUGGACUCGCCUGCAAUGGGCGCUCCAUUGCCCCCUUCCUCUUCGCAGUCUCAUCGCAUAACUCCACCCCACGCCGCCAACCACAACCACAACCUCGACCACCUCUCCCUCAGCGCACCGCAAGCCUCGUCCCUCCUCGCCUCUGCAGGUCCACCCCCGGCCUCAGGACCAUCCAUCCCUGCGGGCACAGGGCCAGGAGGAACACCAACAACUGCCCUGUCGGUGUACCACUUGAUCAACCAGCUAUGCCAACGUCCACCGCCCAGCGCCGCCUCUGCCACGACGAUGGCGACGGCGAGCACCGCGACGGCGAAUGGCUCCGCAACGCCAGGCUCCACAACCAUCGGGGGCGCUGCGCCGACGCCGGUCAAGGACGGCAGCGAGUCGGCGCGGGAGACUGCCCUCCUCGAGCUGAGCAAGAAGCGCGAACAGUACGAGGAUCUAGCCCUCGUCCUCUGGCACAGCUUUGGGGUUAUGAGCUCCCUUCUCCAGGAAAUCAUAGCAGUUUACCCUCUACUGAGCCCACCGGCAUUGACGGCCCAUGCGAGCAAUAGGGUCUGCAACGCUCUUGCACUACUGCAAUGCGUUGCGAGUCAUCAUGAGACGCGCGCUCUCUUCUUGCAGGCGCAUAUUCCCCUCUUCUUGUACCCCUUUCUCAAUACAACGAGCAAGACGAGGCCAUUCGAGUACCUCCGCCUCACCUCGCUGGGAGUCAUUGGCGCACUCGUUAAGCAGAGCGAUAAUUCGCAGGUCAUCACUUUCCUCCUCUCGACGGAGAUCAUUCCUCUCUGCUUGCGAAUCAUGGAGACCGGCUCCGAGCUAAGCAAAACGGUUGCCAUCUUCAUCGUGCAAAAGAUCCUCCUCGACGACGUCGGUCUCGCCUACGUCUGUCAGACCUACGAGCGAUUCUAUGCCGUAGGUACCGUUCUAUCCAACAUGGUCACCGGCAUAGAGGAGACGGGUGCCGUCCGCUUGCUCAAGCACAUCAUUCGGUGCUACUUGAGGUUGAGCGAUAAUAUUCGGGCUAGGGAAGCGCUUAGGGCUUGUCUGCCUAGUUCGUUGAGGGAUGCGACCUUUGUUGGGUUGUUGAGGGGGGACAAUAUUACGAGGAGAUGUUUGGCUACUCUGUUGCUUAAUUUGUCGGAUGAGGUCGGGCAGUGAGGGAGGGGCAGCAAGGACGAGGAGGAGCCCGAGGAGAAGAAGGAGGAGGACGACUCUACUUUCGACCACCGCAUCUUACCAGUUACCCCCCAACAAGCACGCAGACCCACCCUUUUCUCCACCACGAUAAAGCACACGCCAGCAUCCACGCGCACGCACGCACGCGCACGCACACGCACACUCAAAACGACGUCCCCGGCCAGACAGGGCAUCACGUCGCUUCCCGAUCGUCGUGCAGGCAUCACCAUCGCGCAGCCCUACCCAAAACCAAGCCCACCUCCAGGCCCGACCAACAAUGUACACCAGCAAAGAGAUCCCCCCUCCCUCUCCCCCGCGUCCCCUCUUUUGGCCGCAAUCAAGGCCCACCACCACC
This is a messenger RNA of Jaminaea rosea, 1611 nucleotides long. RefSeq names its product Rcd1-domain-containing protein. Bases 78 to 1238 code for a protein of 386 amino acids. The transcript is spliced from 3 exons. The record is from RefSeq and is a predicted model, not a curated record. Gene Ontology annotation, cellular component: P-body; CCR4-NOT core complex; CCR4-NOT complex. Gene Ontology annotation, biological process: negative regulation of translation; mRNA catabolic process. Lineage: Eukaryota; Fungi; Basidiomycota; Exobasidiomycetes; Microstromatales.